Caenorhabditis bovis is the source of this 744-nucleotide messenger RNA. Lineage: Eukaryota; Metazoa; Nematoda; Chromadorea; Rhabditida; Rhabditidae. The record is from the annotation of a GenBank genome assembly.
AUGCCUCCUAAUAAAAAUUCAGAGACGUCUGAAAACUUUUUCAAGUCUUUCAUCACUUUUGGGCACGACCUUCUGGAAAACGUGAAAUCUGAAAACCGUGAGCUGAUCUUUGAUUUCCCAAUAUUCAAAUUGGCGUUUCUAGAAAAACGAGCCGAUGAACAACGAAAUGCAAAUAACGACAAAGCCUCAGAAUCUGCAUCAGAUAAUUGGGAGAAUCUAAACGACGCCGCGUUCGACAAAAAAAUAAUCGAAGAAAAACGGCGAGUCUCAGCUGAAAAAGCAGUCCUCGAAAAAGAGUUAUGCAACUUGAAAUGUUCAAAGUCAAAAUUGAUAAAAGAUAGAUCAGAAUGGGAAACUAAAUUGAAGGAUGCGCACGAUAACCACCUUCAAACUCUGGACGACGAAGAACUCAAAAAUCUUGAAAAACGGUUUGCUGCCAAUUAUACAGCUCUUUUAGAGCUGUUCAAUCAACUGUCGUUCCCUUCUGUCAGUGCUCAAGCCGACGAAUUGCAAAAUGAGCUUCUAGAUCUUCAAAAAGAAAGAGAUAAUUUGUCCACAAAAAUAAACGAACUACAAUCUUCAAUUGAUCAGUUAGAGGUUCAGCUGAAACCAACAUUUGGAGUAUCCUACAAGGAAAGAAACGUGCUGAGAAUCAUGCUAGGAAAUCAAUUGAAGAAUAUUCGCAAAGAAUAUCAAAAGUCGCGUUUGAUCGAGGAAAGUCUCAAGUCAAAGCUUGCAUCUUAA